Pangasianodon hypophthalmus (striped catfish) is the source of this 2109-nucleotide messenger RNA. Its product is annotated as CD209 antigen-like protein D. The transcript is spliced from 10 exons. Bases 577 to 1644 code for a protein of 355 amino acids. Lineage: Eukaryota; Metazoa; Chordata; Actinopteri; Siluriformes; Pangasiidae. The record is from RefSeq and is a predicted model, not a curated record.
UUCUGUAAGGCAGUCUACUCAGAGGCUAGCAUAAACACAGAUGCUUAUACAUAGACUGCUAAUGAAUCCCUUGAAGCCCAUGUUUAUUGAAAGGUUGGAGGGAGAGAAAGGAGAAGACAGAAGAAGGAGUGUUGGUAGUUUGAGAGAGAAUGUGGAAGCUUAAAGGACAGCACCGAGCUCAGGAUGCCAGGAUGCGCGGGACAGAGGGAGCCUACAUACGUUGUUCAUGUUUCUCCCUCUUUUAGCUUCUUGUUAUGGACAUUGUGUCUAAUUGGAAAUUUGACAAUUCUAAGAAUCAGUUAAACAGUGCAAUUCUGAGACUUGGGUUCUAAGAAGGAGUGACAAUAGCUUUUUUUCAUGCAGCAGUGAAAAGAAGAGGGAAGUGGCUGUGUUGUGAUAAUGGUGUGUUAGUAUAAAAGUGUGAUGAGGAAGUGUGAUGCAAUCAAGACAUGGGAUGAGCGUAAACUGGGCUUAGGCAUUUGUGAAUUUCUCUGACAGUGAUUCUCCUGUUUCAACUGAAACACUGGGGGUUUGGUCAAGAAAACGAAGCAAGAUCAGCACAGAACGUGAGAGACCAUGGACGCCGAAAAAUUGAGUGAGGUGGAGAUGAAAGAGCUUACUCCAGCAGAAGUACAAGAUGAUAAGGAUGCAGAGAAAGACAAAAUGGAAGGAACAAAAGAAGCUGAGAAAAAAGCUGAAGAAGCAGAAGCAAAAAACAAAAAAGAAGAGGCUAAUGUGUACUGCAAACUGAAGACUCCAUCAGAAAAUUUUUAUAGUGUUUCAAUGCAUACUUCCUCUCCAAAAUGCAGUGAAGGUCAAGAAAAAAAUGAAGAAAAAGAAAAAAUAGCACAAAAAGAAGAAAAAGCAGAAGCUAAUUUGUACUGCAAACUGAAGGAUCCAUCAGAAAAUGUUUAUAUGGCUGCGAUGACCAGUUCCACUCCAAAACACAAUCAAGGUCAAGAAAAAGAAAAAGCACAAGAAGACGAAGAAGCUAAUUUGUACUGCAAACUGAAGGCUUCAUCAGAAAACGUUUAUAUGUCUACGAUGACCAGUUCCACUCCAAAACACAAUAAAGAUGUUUACAGGAGAGUUUGCCUGUACAAGAGGAUUUCCGCUGUUUUCACCAUUCUCUCUGUGCUCUUACUGGCUGUGGUUUUGGCUCUGGCUAUGAAGUUAUAUGAAGUUCAGUCCAUCCAGAAGUGUCCAGAGCUCUCUGCUGAAGUGGAGAAUAAGCACAAUUACCCCUCAAACCAAGGGUAUCAGUGCUCUGAGUGUGGGAAGGGCUGGGUGAGGUUUAACAACUCCUGCUUCUUCAUAUCUAAGGAGCGUCUAAGCUGGCAGGAGAGCAGAGAGGCGUGUCAGAAACAGGGUGGAGACCUGGUUGUCAUCAGAAAUGAAUAUGUGCAGAAAACUCUAACUAAGUAUUGGGGCAUGCUGUACUGGAUCGGGCUCCGUUAUUCCGAAAAGCAGCAGUGGAUGUGGGUUAACAAUACUGCACUAACCAAGAGCUACUGGGCCCAAGGCCAGCCAGAGUCAGCCUCUGAAGGCUCCUGUGCACUGCUAAGAGGACGGGGGUCACCCACAAACAACUGGCAUUCAAACCCCUGUGUGGUGUCCUCAAAUUACAUCUGCCAGAGAGGUUAAAAGUGGAGAAUGAUCAACCAUCACCAUCACAUACAUCUGCUACAUUUGCCUUUAAUAUCAUCAUUUUACUCUUUUAGUUAACUUUCACAAAUGCAGUUCAUAAAUAUUAACAAAUACAGAAUCAGGACAUGAAACAAUCCUGCUCUGUGAUGCACAAUCAAGUAGACAUGCUAUGUAUUUUUCACGAUAGAAAAAUGAGACAUGCUAAGUGUAUUCAUUCGAAGUGACUCUCUGCUUAUUUUACCUGUAAAUUGCAAUGCUUUUAAUUGCACUGAUACAAAAUUACUUUGCACUUUUCUAUAAAACCUUAUUUGCACUAAAAAGUUUGCAGAAUGUCUUAUAAAACUAAAUAUAUACCUAUGUAGCUGCCUUUAAAAUAAGUAGCGCGAUGUUGUUUUUACAGUGAUUCAAAUUAAAAUAGAAUAAAAUGUGAUUUUUCACUCAAUAAAAUGAUGAAAUGAUUUU